Scophthalmus maximus (turbot) is the source of this 4054-nucleotide messenger RNA. Its product is annotated as cytohesin-1. The record is from RefSeq and is a predicted model, not a curated record. Bases 1858 to 3036 code for a protein of 392 amino acids. Gene Ontology annotation, biological process: regulation of ARF protein signal transduction. Gene Ontology annotation, molecular function: guanyl-nucleotide exchange factor activity. NCBI's taxonomy places the organism in Eukaryota, Metazoa, Chordata, Actinopteri, Pleuronectiformes, Scophthalmidae. The transcript is spliced from 13 exons.
AAACCAUCGUCAAAUUGUGGUAUUGGACUGGACGAAUAGGAUUUGUCCUCAAAGGACCCCAAAAACUUUGGUUUGACUGCCUCCUUCCUCGCAGCUGCACUGGUGUUUCCUCCGCAACACUUUGAGCCACGCUCUCUAACAGGAUGUGCUUUUACAGUUACAGGGAAAUAUCUGCUGCAGCAGAUUACAAAAUGUGCCAUCAAGCCAUCAAUAUGGGUUAUUAUCACAAACACAGACGGUCGACUCUGUCAAAUUGGAACUAGCAGAACUAACAGUAGCUAAAACUACUUUUUGUUGCACGAUAUAUUGUCCCAGAAAUUAUUGCGAUAAACGAUAUUAUCGUCAUUUUUCAAGUCUUACACGAUUUGUGCUCCUGCUGAGAGAAAUGUGACCCAAAGUUUAAACUUUGCUUUUAGGCCUCAGUCAAACAAGCAAUUUGAAGAUAUGGUGCCUUUCGAAAAAUAAUAGAAAUACGUGUUUUCUAACAUUUUAUAGACCAAUUAAGUAAUGGAUUGUGACGAGAUCGGAUGUUAGACACAAUGGCUGUUAUUGAGGUCAAUUAAAAAUGAUUGAUUAUUGAAAUUCAUGUAUCUUACGAUAAGUCGAUAAUGUAAUUAUAGUGUUGGGCCUUACAGUAGUAACAGAUCCCCUUUUCCCCAUUUGACAUAAUGAGUGCUUAUUUUUAAGCAUAUACUUGGUGAUACUUUCUCCUUUUACCGCUCUGUAAUGUAAAUAUGUUUAACUUUUCCGUGUCAGGGCACACAUUUUUUCUUCCCUUCAUUUAUCCUUUGCUGAUUGAUUUGUUUCUGCUCUCGUACUUGUUGGGACUUUACAGCCUCAUAAUAAUGCUGCAUGAAUGCGAUCAUUCACCGGGGAGGGAGUUUACCAUAAUUACCACAGGGUUAUAUCGCUCUCCAUCCCCACGGCAGGCCGAGGGAACGUUGAAACGGGGACAAUCGCAGCCUUGUGAGCAGCGCUGCAGUGGGUCAGUUGUUGCCUCGUGAACUGUACCAGACACUGAAAAGAAAACUCUCAAUCUUUAAAAGUACAGAUCGUUGUUUCGCCCGCUGGGUCCUGAGGUCAACUGCCCUUCGACUGUUUCAUUUCUACGAGCGGAAACACACAGGAGAUUUACUUCUGCCAGAACAGAGACCUGUUGUUUUAAUCAUAUUAAUAUUGUGUUAUUUGUUAUUGUGUAUGUGAGUGGAUGUGUGUGCACCCUCCUCGUUUCUUGACAGCACAUCGCACCCCCCCUACCCGGGCACCGGUGUCCACGUGGGGGAGCCUGUGUUUGAUGCUCAUUGAAGGAGGGAGGAGUUAACGGAGGGUGGGGGAGAGAGAGAUGGGAGUUCAAGUGUCCCCCCCCUACUCACACACACUCACACACAUACAUACUUGUCAUCCUUGUCCUCAUCCUCAUUUAGCUGCCGGCCUCCUCUCUCCUCUCUCCUCUGCUGGAACGAGUGCCUGAGGGAUUAGAGAGAGGCUGGGCUAGAGGACCACAGGAUUGGGAUUGGAGGAGAUCAGAAGGGGCUGGAUUAUUAUAUCUGUGCUGUUUGGGAGCUGUUUUUGGCAGUUUUAUUCUGAAACUGGUGGCUAAUCUAAUUCUGGAGUCAGAAUCAAACCACGACCUCUAAAACCAAAAGAGAAAACAACAUGGAUUGAGUGUUUUCGGCUGCACUGGGACCACUGGGACCUCUGGGACCACUGGGAGCGGUGGUGAAGCCAUUCAGGAGCACACAGGCAGCUUUCUCUGUGCCUGAUGACCUCAGUCCAGAGGAGAGACAGGAGCUGGAGAGCAUCCGCCGCAGAAAACAAGAGCUGCUGCAGGACAUUCAAUGAGAAUUGCUUGUCUGGAUGUGUCGGUCAGUCAGACGUGGCCGGAACAGACAACCGCGCAUAAUGAGUUUUUCCGCCGAUGCCGAGAUCAAAGCCUCUCUGGAGAGACUGAAGGAUGAGAUAACAGAGGUGACCAAUGAGAUCGAAAACCUGGGCCUGACUGAAGAGAGGAAAAGCAUGCAGAGGAAUAAACAGAUGGCCAUGGGCCGGAAGAAGUUCAACAUGGACCCCAAGAAGGGGAUCCGUUUCUUGGUGGACAGCUCGCUGCUGAAGAACACCAGUGAUGACAUCGCCCAGUUUCUCUACAAGGGCGAGGGGCUGAACAAGACGGCCAUCGGCGACUACCUCGGCGAGAGAGAUGACUUCAACAUCGAGGUUCUGCACGCCUUCCUGGACCUACACGAGUUCACCGACCUGAACCUGGUCCAGGCUCUCAGGCAGUUCCUGUGGAGCUUCCGGCUGCCGGGCGAGGCCCAAAAGAUCGACCGCAUGAUGGAGGCGUUCGCCCAGCGAUACUGUCACUGUAACCCCGGAGUGUUCCAGAGCACAGAUACCUGUUACGUGUUGUCGUUCGCCGUGAUCAUGUUGAACACCAGCCUGCACAACCCCAACGUGAAGGACAAACCCCCGGUUCAGAGAUUCACUGCGAUGAACCGAGGGAUCAACGACGGAGGAGACCUGCCAGAGGAGCUGCUCAGGAACCUGUACGACAGCAUCAAGAACGAACCCUUCAAGAUCCCGGAGGACGACGGGAACGACCUCACACACACCUUCUUCAACCCCGACAGAGAAGGAUGGCUCCUCAAACUGGGAGGUGGACGAGUCAAGACGUGGAAGAGACGCUGGUUCAUCCUCACAGAUAACUGCCUCUACUACUUUGAAUACACCACAGAUAAGGAACCCAGAGGAAUUAUUCCACUUGAAAAUCUGAGCAUCAGAGAAGUCGAGGAAUCCAAGAAACCGAACUGCUUCGAGCUCUUCAUCCCCAACCACAGAGAUCAGGUGAUCAAGGCCUGUAAGACGGAGGCGGACGGCCGCGUCGUCGAGGGGAACCACACCUUCUACCGAAUCUCCGCCCCGACCGCCGAGGAGAAGGACGAGUGGAUCAACAGCAUCAAAGCUGCCAUCAGCAAGGACCCGUUCUACGAGAUGCUGGCCGCUCGGAAGAAGAAGGUCUCCACUCUGAAGGGGCUGUAGAGGAAGAAGCGUGGAACCGACGAGCACAGGUUGCACUUCUCCGAAGCAUCAAACUGGACGUGGACCUGAGAUUCCUGCUGCUGCAGCAGAGACACUUGGACCUGGUGCAAAGGAUCCAGCUCUUAAAGAGGUUCUUCCUUUGGCACCGACAUUAUUUUAUUAUUUAAUCCUCAAGCAUCUCCUUUUGAAGACCAGACUCCUGCAGUACUGUAACUCUGGAUGCGACUCCCACUCCUCCUUGUUCAAACGAUUCAUCUCAAAGUGACUUCUUACGAGACUUUGUGUUUGUUGAAACUGAGCCUCGGCUUCUGGAAUGUUUUUCAGUCAGACUGUGUGACACCGAGGCUUCGUCCACACUGCUACGUUCACACCACUCCGGAGUUCGUAAACAGUUACUGUGAGUAACAUUUCCACCUCGUCGACAUCGGACCAAGAAAAAAAAAAAAUCCCUGCGCUUACUUUUCACCAUUGUCGUUUCGCGUUCGCAGUCAUUUUCUGUAACUAAGCAGCCGACAAUCUGCUUCCUGUUUACAUCGGCACAAUGAUGCGCGUUUUUCAGGGUGUGUUGACAUGGACGGGGAUUGUUUUAGUUUUCAAAUGUUUUGGUGCGGGUGUAGCCUGAAACUGAAGUAAUGAGACAGAGCAUCGCAGUGGAGAGAAGAGUUUUGAUAAAAUGCUGGACCGUUACAGUAUGAAUCAUAUAUUGUACACUAUUGUGAUUCAGAUACUUCACUGAAGUUGUACACUUCACUAAGUUUACAAUCAGUUGAGGCCUUGGACUGAACUCUGAUGAAGAUCAUCGUGGUCUCUGGUCGUCAGUGUUUUAGUUUGAUGACAUAUAAAUGUUUUCUUUUGUUUGUUUUCUAAGUCUGUUUUUCUUACUGCUGUUGCUCUUUUGUCCAAGCACUGUCCAUGAAAAUGAAGGCAAUGCAUAAAAUACCCUUAAUAUUUAUUUAUCCUGAUUUCUUGUAAUUUAUUUGCAGGGUUUUUUUUGUCUCAUUAAAACUUUGCAAAACAA